GGCCAAUAGAAGACCAUUUAACCAAAAUGAAGUUACUAAUCCUAUUCUUAGCCGCAUUGGGCGCAGCUUCCGCACGAAUGAGGGGACAUACUGUCAAAGGCUGAUGAGGAUGACCAAGUGCAUCACCAGCUAAGCCAAGGAUAUGAAUUCUAAGGAAAUCAAAUAAACUUGCAUGCUCUAAAAGCAGUUCCAGCUGAAUCAUUAAUCCAUCAUUAGGCAGGAACAUAGUGAACGUGAAUUAAACGUUAGAUUAGAUUAGGAAUUUACCAGAGGCACAUUAUGUAGCUGAUAGUUUCAUUUAAUUUAAAUAAUCCCGGCAAAAAGUGUUCUAUGCACAGUGUGACCAUAAGAAGACAUAUUUUAUACUGCCACAAGAAAGUAAACAAAACAUGGAAGUGAACUCCAAACUUAGGGAUCUCAUCCUGAACACCCACGUGCCUUUGGUACUGGACCAGUUUCCGCUGAAAUGGGCGUGCUUCGAGGGAUCCCUCCACGACUGGUGCAAGCGAUUCGACCAGGAGGCCACCUGUUUGCCAGCCUUCGAGCUGAUGGCCUUGGCGGACAGUAGUACGCCGCAGUGGGAGCGAAAGCGGACCAAAUCCUGUCAGCAGCUUAACAUGGAGCAAUUCCUGCGGAAGUACGACGUGCUGAAGAAGGAGCACACCCACUGGGCGGCGUACCAGUACAAGAAAGCCGACGAAGUGCCACUUAGUUGCCGGAGCGGCAUCGAUUUCUCUAGCUUCGGCUUCCUGGACAACGGCAACGACUACCGCUUCUGGCUGGGAUCGGAGCAGGCCAACACACCUUGUCACUACGACACCUUUGGCGUGAACAUAGUGGUGCAGGUGCAUGGCUGCAAGUCGUGGCUGCUCUUUCCGCCCGAGACGCCGCUGCAGAGCACCAGGAUACCCUACGAGGAGACCAGUGUCUACUGUCUGGAGAACUUUUACGCCCCGGAUCCGGCAAAGAUUCAGAGCUACGAGCAUCUUAGCCGACAGGCCUAUCACUGCAACCUGCAGCCGGGCGACGUACUAAUCGUGCCGCGUAACUGGUGGCACUACGUUGAGGCCAAGUCCACGUCGCUGAGUGUCAACUACUGGGUUCCGCUAAAGGUGGACACGGACCUGAUGUUGGACGAGUUUCUGGCCAUGCACAUCGUGGAGAGCUUUGUCAGGGGGGAGAGCAAUCAAGUUAAGCAGUAUUUGCUGAAUCCCAACCAGCUGGAUAACGUGUCUACCAAGCCCAGCGAUCUCUUUGCCCAGUUCGAGCAGGCGGUGCAUAACUUAGAGAGUGGCCAGAGCACCCGACAGCUCUACGAUACCGACUACAUGAGCCAAGCGGAUUGGAAAACUUUGUUGAACGGUAUCAACCUAUCAGUGCGCCCUUUGGAAGUGAUGCCCCACGAGGAGUACAAACUGCUCCUCAACGCCAACUCCAAGAGAUUCCGAGCAGCUGCCAACCCACCGGAGACAACUCCUAUUAGUUCCACUUGUGAGCUUCUAGUGAGCAGCAUGUGUGAUCCACGCGUAAUUGCCGAAAUAAAGCGCGAGUUCUUCCGCAGACUAGGAAAAAGUAACUGCCUCUAGCUUAACACACGUGUCUAGGGUAAGAACGUUUACUGUGAUACGUGAUAAUAUUGUUGCAUAUAUGAGAUUAAAAUCCAAUAAGCCAUCAA
Molecule: messenger RNA, 1675 nt
Organism: Drosophila simulans
Lineage: Eukaryota; Metazoa; Arthropoda; Insecta; Diptera; Drosophilidae
Gene: HSPBAP1
Product: HSPB1-associated protein 1
Exons: 1
Coding region: 390-1586 (398 amino acids)
Molecular function (GO): 2-oxoglutarate-dependent dioxygenase activity
Source: RefSeq, a predicted model, not a curated record